This is a messenger RNA of Eleginops maclovinus (Patagonian blennie), 5837 nucleotides long. It is a transcript of the gene ptpn12, whose product is annotated as protein tyrosine phosphatase non-receptor type 12. Gene Ontology annotation, biological process: peptidyl-tyrosine dephosphorylation. The record is from RefSeq and is a predicted model, not a curated record. Gene Ontology annotation, cellular component: cytoplasm; nucleus. Bases 448 to 2805 code for a protein of 785 amino acids. The transcript has 18 exons. Gene Ontology annotation, molecular function: non-membrane spanning protein tyrosine phosphatase activity. Lineage: Eukaryota; Metazoa; Chordata; Actinopteri; Perciformes; Eleginopidae.
AGCAGCAGUGUGUGAAUGUGGCAACCGAGGUAGACAGGGAGGGGUAGAUAGACUGACCAGACCUGGGAUUUUGUCUUUUUCCUUCAUUUUUUGUUUCCUACUGAGCCAAGGGUUUACAGUCUAUGUGACGCCUCGGUUGUUCACUUGUUUGUAGACGUGAAACCCCGACCGCUGCUGCCUUCCUCUGGGACUAACCGAUACCGUGAAACAGCCCAGAAGAAAGAAGGGAGAAACAACAUGGGGCGAUAAUAAAAAAGGUGUUGUGUUAUGAACCGACGAUGACUCUCUGGGAGGAUCCGUGAAGCCUAUUUAUUUUUAUUUAUUCCCCCCUCAUCUCUUUCCCUUGUGUCCAUCUUUUGUUGUUUUAUUUUAGAUUUUUCUGCCCCCUUGCUACUUUGGGAGGUUGUUUUUUAAAAGGAAAAGGAUACGUUACAAGAGGACUGAAGGAUGGACCAAGCCGGCAUCCUGAGAAAGUUUAUCCAGAGGGUGAAGGCCAUGAGCGAGGGGGACGAGGAGAGGGGAGAGGACAACUUCGGCAGCGACUUUAUGCGGUUACGGCGGCUAUCGACUAAAUACCGCACGGAGAAGAUCUACCCCACCAACGUAGGAGAGAAGGAGGAGAACGUGAAGAAGAACAGAUAUAAAGAUAUACUGCCAUUUGACCACACUAGGGUGAAGCUGGCAUUAAAAACGACCAAUAAUGACUCGGAUUACGUCAAUGCGAACUUCAUCAAGGGUAUGGAUGGCCCGGAGGCGUAUAUUGCAACUCAGGGCCCACUGCAGAACACUGUCAUCGACUUCUGGAGGAUGAACUGGGAGUAUAAUGUAGCUGUUAUUAUGAUGGCUUGUCGAGAGUUUGAGAUGGGAAGGAAAAAGUGUGAGCGGUAUUUCCCGCUGCUCGGGGAGGAGCCCAUGAGUUUUGGCCCCUUCAGAAUCUCCUGUGAGUCGGAGCAGGCCAGAACAGACUACUUCCUCAGGACUUUGACCGUGGAGAAUGAGAAUGAAACACGGAGGCUAACACAGUUCCAUUAUAUGAACUGGCCGGAUCACGAUGUUCCCUCGUCGUUUGACUCCAUACUGGAUAUGAUCGCACUGAUGAGGGAAUACCAAGAGAAUGACGAUGUUCCUAUAUGUGUGCACUGCAGUGCAGGCUGUGGGAGGACGGGGGCUAUCUGUGCUAUUGAUUACACAUGGAACCUUCUUAAAGCUGGGAAAAUCCCAGAAGAUUUUAAUGUUUUUCGGUUGAUCCAAGAGAUGAGGACGCAACGACACUCUGCUGUUCAGACCAAGGAGCAGUACGAGUUAGUCCACAGAGCGAUCGCCCAGCUCUUUGAAAAACAACUGCAGCUACUGGAGAGCCCCGCCAACACGCAGAUACACGAUGGCAUGGAUGAAAGCAGUCCAGAUAAAACGAGCCAGCAGUCAGACGAUGAGAGAUGGGACACACCGCCUCCGAAACCUCCCCGCAUACGCAGUGCCCAGACAGAAGGGGAUGUGAAGGAGGAGAUACUCCAGCCGCCAGAGCCUCACCCAGUCCCCCCUAUCCUGACCCCGUCUCCCCCUUCAGCUUUCCCCACCGUCACGAACGUACGGCAGGACAACGACCGCUACCACCCCAAACCUGUCAUACACGUCCUGGCUACACAGAAUAAAGACGCAGACCAGCAGCAGAACAAAUCUGAACCCGGUGAGAACAAGCAGAGCAGUCCCUCAGAGCAGAAAGACCAACAUCUACACAGUGGGAAACAGCCGACAAAUCUCGAUCUCAACGACAACUAUAACAACAAAUCCACAUCCACGAAAUUGGAGUCGGGCCAGACUCAGACCCCCUCAUCGCCGCUUUCCCCGGCCGUUGUGGAAUGUUCCGGCGUUCCUCGGAUCGAGAGGAAGCUGAGCAUUGAGAUUAAGAAGGUGCCGUUGCAGGAAGGACCUCGUAGUUUUGACACUUCCUCUUCCAUGGGUGUAGCAGGCGGAGCAGGCAGCGGGUCGGCCAAUAACGCAGGAGUGCUGCAGAGAAGCCACGCCUUCAAAGCCCGCUCUGGCCAAUCCCUGCUCACUUCUAGCUCUUCGCUGUCGGAGGACUCGGGCACGGAGGGAGGAGCCGGUGGGUGUGGGGAGGGUCAUGCAGAAGUCCUCGCCAGACCAAACCACCUCCCCGUGAGGAGCGAGAAGGGGGAGGCGCUCGGAGGGGAGAAACUGGAGGGGAAGGCUGGCCACGCGGCGUGGAGUCAGGCCUGCAACAGCCCCGACAAACACUUCCCCAAAACCUCCUCGUCGUCCUCCUCCUCAGACCGCGCAGCUCCCUCCUCCUCCUCCUCCUCCUCCCACCUCUCCUCCUCCUCUUCCUCCUCCUCCUCCACUCCCGUUAGGACUGCCCUGAGCUUCACCAACCCCCUGCACUCUGAUAACUCGGAAGAGGAGGGGGACGGCGAGAUGUCCGGAGGAAACGAGGGAUACCGUACUAAUGUAUCCCUGGCAACAGCCGUGGUAACCGCAUCCCCUCACCAUGGAGACCAGCUGCCGGUCCGGAAGGUGUCGUCCAUGUCCAUCGCAGGGCAGGGUUCUCCGUCAGCCACAGCAAACUGCUGGGACAGCGACGACUCCCCUCCCCCCCUCCCUGCGAGAACCCCUGAGUCCUUCCUGCUGGCCACAGACCCCCAGGAGGUGAAGUCGUCAGCCUCAGCAGGGUGGAGCGGUUCAAACAAAGACGUGUCGGAGUGUGUUAAGAAGACGUCUCCAGCUGACCCCACAUCUGCUGGCACCACGGCAACAGACAGCAAGGCAGAGCUGGGUGGGGUUCGGUAACCGCUGCAUUCAGCCCAAAGGCCCACGGGAACCCCCACUGGAGUGGACAUGAUGGAACGAUCCAUCCACCCCGUCCACCUACAGUGUCCUCCCCCACCACCCCCCUCCCGUCAGGAGAUGGACUCUCACCUGGCUGGUCCAAAAAAAAAAAACCUAGUUGAUAGAUGCUGCACAGACUGACGGCACGCUUUCACAUAGAAACACCUUCUGUGUGUCUCUGUGCUCCUCCUCCUCCUCCUCCUCCUCCUCCUCCUCCUCCUCCUCCCCCUCCUCCUCCUCAGUCCUCAAAGUGCCACUGUGCAGAGCAGACGAACACUCACUGGUUUUCCUGUUCAGCUUGCUGACGUUAGAAGUUCCCCAGCUCUAGAUGCUGACCAGUUCCUGUCCCCCUGCUGUUGCUGAUUUGAGAAUAGAUAUUAAAGCUUAUUGUUGUGUCCCGCGCUUCGAUUGCAUCAUCAAAACGUGCGAGGCUAAAUACAGAGGUAUGAGGAGUACCCCUCACGUGUUAAAUGAGGGGGGAAGUACGAUCCUAAAUCAGGAAUGAUCUUUAAUCAGAAGCUACUGUGGGAAGCCAACUCCUGAACUCCCAGAAGGGGUCUGCUUCCUCCUACUGAAUGAACAACAAUCUUCAAAGCGAACCGAGAUAAUCUGUUACCCAUGAUGCAACCUUUUCUGUUGGGUGUGCACAGGUUGCCGGGGCGCUCUCUCUCUCUCCCCUCUCUGUGUGCUGGUGCUACUAUAAAAGAUCAGCAUAGAAACAGAGCACUCGAGUUUCCACCUUUUACCCGUCUCACCUCCAUCAGGGUUUCUGGUGGGGUUUAUUCCUGUGUUAGCUGCAGUAUUAUCGAUUUCUAUGCUGACUUCCCUUUUUCCCAGAGUCAUAGGUUGACUCAGUUUGGUCAUUGCAGUUGUCAAUAACAGCCUUAUUAAAGGAAUUGAUCUUCAUUUUUGAUUUUUUUAUACCAUUCUUUGUCUGCAUGUAUACCAAGAGGCUUUUGGUUUAGCAUAAAGACUAGCCACGAAUAUAUUUGUUUCCCCCUUCUAGAGCCUGGCUUGCUUUUUAUCCAGCGUUUAUGCUCAGCUAAGCUAACCAGCUAUUAGCUGUAGCCUCAGAUAUACAGUGCAGAUAUGAGUGGUAUCAAACUUCUCUAACUCUAUAAACAAUUGCAGUUUCCAAAUUGUCGAACCAUUCCUUUAAAUAUCUGCUUACUUUAUGGGUCAUGCUGCGAUGGAAAGCAGAUCUUACUGCUUAAAUACUGACAAUUAAAGGAGUUCUGUAACAGCUGACCAUUACACUGCUACACUUGCAAUUGCAAACCAAAGAGUGAUUUCCUCUGCUCAAAGAAUGAACAACAAACAAUAAAGACUAGUUGAUAUGAAAAACACGGACAUGUUUCCUACAAUAUUUAAUGCUAAAUCCUGCCCAGGAAUUCAGCUUUUUCCAGUCACCACAGGGUCAAAAUGACCUGAAAACACAUCCGUAAUGACCAAACUGCUCAGCUGUGACUCUGCCCUCACUGCUGGGACCAUGAGCCUGCCUUAGUCCGCCUCUCGGAGGAGACAGCCCCUCCUCACCUGGCUUCUCUCUUCACCCUAUUCCUGGGACACAAUUUACUGUUGGUUUUUGUUUUUCCCCUCGGCACUGUUGUUUUCCUGCUGUUUUUUGAUCUCAUUCUCCCUGGAAUAUUGGGCGGUCAAAGUUUUUUUUAUUUUAGCAGCCUAUAUUACUUCCAGUAAACCUCAGUGUUUCAGAGUGUUCCUCUGACGGGACAGAUUGAUAUAAAGUCUGAUUUCCCACGGCAAACUCUUACAGACUUGAAUGUUUUUUCCAAUCUAAAGAUCAUACAGUUCCUGCUUCCAUAUGUGUGAGACAAUGAUGAUAGGGACCCAGGACUACUGCUCACUGUUCUCUGCUAACUCCAUACCUAUACAUGAUAUGCAUUACGUUUUAUAAAGAUACAACCUGUACAGGGCAGUUAGGUAUAUAAUAUUUCAGAUUGUUUUGUUAUCUCUUAAAUAUUCUUAUUAACAGAAGAUGUAAGAAAGUCAGUGCAUGAUGAUGAUGAUGAUGAUGAUGAUGAUGACCCCCCCCCCUCCACAGUGUUUCCCUUCAGACUGUAAAUUAUUCUGCUGCCCUUUUUUUGUUUAUUUUUGCUCCUGGCAAACAUUUCAGGGUUGUUUUUAUUUGUACUGUUCAAGUGACAUGCUUAAAAAGAUUUUAGAUGGUUGGCAGAGGAUUAGCAUUGCCGCCCCCCCCCCCCCCCCCCCCCCUCAAACAGCUACAACGGGCUUUGAAUAAGAUUGUAAUAAUAAUAUUGAUGAUGAUAAUAAUAACGGCUGUUUUUUUUUGUAAAUGGUAUUUUAAAAGUUAUUUUUGUAUACGCGGUUGUUUGUUGUCCACUGCUCCCCACUCCUCUCUUCCCCCCCGCACCUCAUUUAUCUGUCUCUCCGCUCUUUGAAUGUAGAACAGAGAUGGAUCUCUCACUCUGAACAAGGAGCAGCUCAUUACUUUUCUUUCAUACUUCCCCUGCUGUGUUCUCUCCUUUUACUCCCCUCCCCUCCCUUCCCCCCCCCUCAUCUCUGCCUUCUUUACAUUUUUUAAAGGAUGUAUUUUUCAACACAUCCAUGCACCAGGAGAUCGGUUCAUUUAAGCAAUGCCACUUGCUUUCAGCGGCUAAAGUGCCAGCUGAAUUACGGACGUGCUGAGGAGGAAAACCUUUUAAAACAACCUUUCGUUCUGUGUGUGUCCCCCCACCCCUCCUGACCCCAUCACAUGCACAUUAUCUCAGAAAAGAGCCCACCUGUGCCUUUAAGUGAGAGCCCGCCCUCCCCUUCUCCCCUCUCCUCCAAUCAUCAUUAGCGCCGUGAGCGUGAGCGAUUUAAUUCGCUGCUGCUUGCUCAUCGCUUCCUGUGGGACUCUCGUUCAGUCCCACACACACUUUGUGCUCCUCCUUACACACACAUAAACACACACAGCCCCAAAAUGUUUGUAUGUUGCAGAAAUCAAUCAGUAAAGAUGACCAUUAAGUGAA